Messenger RNA from Ostertagia ostertagi, 339 nucleotides. The record is from the annotation of a GenBank genome assembly. NCBI's taxonomy places the organism in Eukaryota, Metazoa, Nematoda, Chromadorea, Rhabditida, Trichostrongylidae.
AUGGUUGAAAACUUGGCCGAGCCUCAAUGUGUGUUGAUUACGGGCGGAUGUGGAUUUAUUGGAUCGAAUUUUAUUAAUUUUAUUGCUGAUCGCUGGAAAUCAUCAAGAAUUGUCAACUACGAUAAAUUAGCUUUUGGAGCAUCACCUAAUCACGUGGAACAGCGAAUUCGAGAGUCUAGCAGAUACGCCUUCAUUGAGGCUCGGCUGGAAGACCAGGACGUACUUGACAAGUGUUUACAUGAGUACCAGAGAGUUGUCAUAAGCUACGAUGAAUUAGCUUUGGAGGUCAGUGCGGACGCGCGUGAGAUGACGGUGGAACAGCGAAUUCGAAGUCUAGCA